AUGGCCGUCCAAGGCAAGAAGGAGCGCACGCCUCAAGUGAAGCCUGUCGUGCCCAGUGCAAAGGAAGGCGUUCAGGUCUCUGAGCUCGACGCCUUCAUGUUCAAGUACUUCGGCAAAGAUUCGCCCAUCAUCCCCCUCGGUGUCUUCACCACUGCGAUCAUCCUCGGAUCAGGCCUCGUCUCCUUCAACAGCGGAGACAAGGCGACAUCGCAGACCUUCAUGCGUGCUCGUGUUAUCGCCCAGGGCAUCACCGUCGCUGCCAUGAUGGCAUCCCUUGGCGUGCAGGAGCGACAAAGGUCACUCGGGCUGCUCUAA
Molecule: messenger RNA, 315 nt
Organism: Guillardia theta CCMP2712
Lineage: Eukaryota; Cryptophyceae; Pyrenomonadales; Geminigeraceae
Exons: 2
Coding region: 1-315 (104 amino acids)
Source: RefSeq, a predicted model, not a curated record